Molecule: messenger RNA, 1767 nt
Organism: Epithele typhae
Lineage: Eukaryota; Fungi; Basidiomycota; Agaricomycetes; Polyporales; Epitheliaceae
Product: alcohol oxidase
Exons: 25
Coding region: 1-1767 (588 amino acids)
Molecular function (GO): oxidoreductase activity, acting on CH-OH group of donors; flavin adenine dinucleotide binding
Source: RefSeq, a predicted model, not a curated record
AUGACCGCCUCCAUCAACGACGUCAAGGACAAGGCUUUCGACUACAUCAUUUGCGGCGGUGGCACCGCAGGUCUCACCAUCGCUGCUCGUCUCACCGAAGAUCCCAACGUGUCCGUUCUCGUUCUCGAAGCGGGGCAGACCAACAUCGGGGAUGAUGGCAUCCUGCGACUCUCUUCUUACGGCAGUCACUUUGGGAACCCUAACUACGCCUGGGACUUUAAGACCACCCCGCAAGCGAACACAGGGAACACCUGCCAUGGAUGGCAGAGAGGCAAAGGGUUAGGAGGAAGCUCACAAAUCAACUUCUUGGUGCACAUCAAGCCUCCCGCCGAAGAUGUAGACGCUAUUGAGCGCCUUGGGAACCCUGGAUGGAACUGGAAGAACCUCCAGAAAUACAUCCACCGCGCGGAAGGAUUCGUCCCUCCGGGCAAGGAUUCCUGGGUCAACGAUAUCGUGGAGUUGAAGACCGCCGACAUGGGUACGGAUGGUCCCCUUGCCAUCGCAUUCCCGGCGUUUACCUUCAUCAACGCUGGUAUACCCGUGGCCCCUCGUCCUUACAACGGACAGCCUCACGGUGCCUACCUUGCUCCUUCUACCAUCGACCCGAAGACGCACACUCGUUCCUACGCUACCACGGCCUACUACUUGCCAAACCGGCACCGGAGCAAUCUCACUGUGCUAGUGAUGGCACACGUCAACCGGGUGGUUCCAGCCACAGACGCAGCAGAAUUUGUUGCCGAAGCUGUCGAGUUCGAGUACGAGGGACGCACUUACGUCGUCCCCGCGAAGAAAGAAGUCAUCCUUUGUGCAGGUACUCUCAAAUCGCCUCAUAUUCUCGAAUUGUCGGGCAUCGGCAACCCCAACCUUCUCCGCAAGCUGGGUAUCACCCCGAAGGUCGAUCUUCCAGGGGUUGGUAGCAAUGUGCAGGAACACAUGGUCGCUACCAUCAGCUUCGAAGUCAGAGAUGACGUCGAUUUCCAAACCCUCGAUUGUCUCGCUGAUCCCGCCAUCGCUGCAAAGCACCUGGAACUCCGCGCAUCUGGCAAGGGUCUCUUCACCAAUGGGAUCGUUAACUUCGCGUUCGCUACGUUGGGUCAAAUUUCUUCCAAAGCCAACGCUAUCAUCGAGGCCACAGAAGACAAGGUGAACCGGAUGUCGUGCGACUACCCGCCUGGGAUCCUGGAGCAGCACAAGAUCACCAUCGAACGUUUGAAGAACGGCGUUGGUUGCGAGUUCAUAGCGCUCCCUGCGAUGGCUUCUCGUCCAAACCCACCUGAAGCUGGGAAGCGCUACAUCACCCUCUACUCUGCGAUGAAUCACACUAUGUCGCGAGGCACUAUCCACACGGCAUCGAAGGAUGCCUCCGUCGAACCUCACUUCGAUCCGCGGUACUUCGAGGAGGAAGUUGACCUGCAAGUUUUCUUGGAGAUGGUCAAGUUCUCCAGGAGCCUGGCCUCGGUUGCACCCCUCAAGGACAUGAUCGUCAAGGAGCUCAACCCCGGUCCUGAUGUACAAAGCGAUGAAGCACUCGUUGAUUGGCUCAAGCAAACUUUCACAACGACGUGGCAUACGGCGGGUUCCUGCUCUAUGCUCCCCAAAGUGAGCGGCGGUGUCGUAGAUCCCGAGCUGAAAGUGUACGGUGCGAAGAAUCUGAGGGUCGUCGACCUUUCUAUCCUUCCUUUGCAUGUGGCGUGUCACACCCAAGCCGUGGUGUAUGGCAUCGCGGAGCAAGCAUCCGACAUUAUCAAGGGGGCUUACAAGCCGUGA